Molecule: messenger RNA, 1248 nt
Organism: Thermothielavioides terrestris NRRL 8126
Lineage: Eukaryota; Fungi; Ascomycota; Sordariomycetes; Sordariales; Chaetomiaceae
Exons: 3
Source: RefSeq, a predicted model, not a curated record
AUGCGCCGAUACGGAGGGCCGCUGACAUCAGACACAAUUUUCACUUCAGCCACGCCGUGGAUUACAAACAAUCUGCCUGACCUCCCCCUGGGGAAGGAGGUCCCGCAGAGCACCUCCUCCGACGAGAGUCUGUCCUGGGCGAUGCAGCAGCUUCAGGCCUGCAGCCAGUCCCACGAAGCUUGCAACGGCGACUCUCCCACGCCGUUGCCGAGCAGGGUGCUCGAUGUGUUUGCCGAGGGAGAGAGCGGGGUGCGGCUGUACGAGUCGCGGGGCGAGACGGCGCCGUACGUCUGCCUGAGCCACUGCUGGGGCCGCCGGCCGUUUCUGCGGACGCUCUCGGGAAGCCUCGACGCGCACCGGACCGAGAUCCUCUGGUGGCGGCUGCCGCGGACGUUCCAGGACGCGGUCGAGUUCACGCGCAAGCUGGGGAUCCGCUACCUGUGGAUCGACAGCCUGUGCAUCGUCCAGGACGACCAGCACGACUGGCGCCGCGAGGCCGCCCGGAUGGCGUCCAUCUUCCAGGGGGCCGAGCUCGUCAUCUCGGCGGCCAAGUCGCAGGGCGCGGACGGCGGGCUGUACGCCGAGCUGCCGCCCACGCACCGGACUCACACGCUGCGCCGGGCCGAAACGAUCCACGUCCGCCGCGCCCUAACCCACACGCAACGGUUGCUCAGCCGGUACCACGCGCCGCCGUCGAUCCUCCCGAUCUUUACGCGCGGCUGGGUCCUGCAGGAGCGCUUCCUGUCGCGCCGGAUCCUGCACUUCGGCCCGGAGGAGCUCUCCUUCGAGUGCCUUGAGUCCGCCACGUGCCAGUGCACCCCGACCCCGACCCCGACCCCAACCCCAACCCCCACCACCAUGGCAAACGCGUCCACCACCAUGCCGACGUGGUACGCGCACCUCCUCGACCGCAGCGCCCGGCCCAAGCACUACUACUCGCCGCGGACGUGGCGUGAGGGCAUGGACGCCGCCGCGCGCGCCCGCUGCUGGCGCUGUCUGGUGGAGGAUUACACGCGGCUGCGGCUGACGUUCGACAAGGACGUGUUCCCCGCGAUCGCGGGGCUGGCGCAGCGCAUGGCGGAGGCGCGCGGGCCGCGGGCGAGGUACUUCGCUGGGCUGUGGGGGGGGGGUUCUGGUUCGGGAGGGGUUGCGUGGACGGAUCCUGGCGGCGGAGAAGAAGAAGGCUGGGAGACGACGUGGAUGGUCCGGCCGGCGAGCUGGAGGGCGCCGUCGUGGUCAUGGGCGAGC